CGGCUGCGCAGUACAGGAGAGGCUUUUAAUUCCAUUGUGGAGAGGACGGCGUUAUUUUUAUUAACUGGAGGCGACGGCGGCUGCGGCGGCGGCGGGACCCCCAGGCCUCCUCCGGGGUAUGAAAAUCGGCAGCGGGUUCCUGAGUGGCGGCGGUGGUACGGGCAGUAGCGGUGGUAGCGGCUCCGGCGGCAGCGGCUCCGGCGGCGGCAGCGGCGGCAGCAGCAGCAGCACCAGCAGCAGCAGCAGCACCAGCAGCAGCAGCAGCAGCAGCAACAGCAGGAGAGCAGAGAUGGAGCCCACCUUUCCCCAGGGUAUGGUUAUGUUCAACCACCGGCUUCCCCCGGUCACCAGCUUCACCCGGCCGGCGGGGUCGGCCGCCCCUCCCCCGCAGUGCGUGUUAUCCUCCUCUACCUCCGCAGCCCCGGCCGCUGAGCCCCCCCCUCCGCCAGCCCCGGACAUGACUUUCAAGAAGGAGCCGGCGGCGUCAGCCGCGGCCUUCCCUUCGCAGAGGACCUCCUGGGGAUUCUUGCAGUCUUUGGUUAGCAUCAAGCAAGAGAAACCCGCGGAUCCUGAGGAGCAGCAGUCCCACCACCACCAUCACCACCACCACUAUGGGGGGCUGUUCGCUGGAGCUGAAGAGAGAUCUCCAGGCCUAGGAGGAGGGGAAGGGGGGAGCCACGGCGUCAUCCAGGACCUCAGUAUUCUCCACCAGCAUGUCCAGCAGCAACCAGCCCAGCACCACCGCGAUGUAUUACUGAGCAGCAGUAGCAGGACUGAUGACCAUGGCAACGAGGAGCCAAAGCAGGACACUAAUGUCAAAAAGGCAAAGAGGCCAAAGCCAGAAUCUCAGGGAAUCAAAGCCAAGAGGAAGCCGAGUGCAUCUUCCAAACCUUCUUUGGUUGGAGAUGGAGAAGGUGCCAUCCUCUCCCCAAGUCAGAAACCUCAUAUCUGUGAUCACUGUAGUGCUGCUUUCCGAAGCUCCUAUCACCUGCGGAGACAUGUCCUCAUUCAUACAGGAGAAAGACCUUUUCAGUGCAGCCAGUGUAGUAUGGGUUUCAUUCAGAAAUAUCUACUGCAGAGACAUGAGAAAAUUCAUAGUAGAGAGAAGCCCUUUGGAUGCGAUCAAUGCAGCAUGAAGUUUAUUCAGAAGUACCAUAUGGAGAGACACAAGAGGACACAUAGUGGAGAAAAGCCAUAUAAGUGUGACACUUGCCAACAGUAUUUUUCAAGGACUGAUAGAUUGUUGAAGCACAGGCGCACAUGUGGUGAAGCCAUAGCGAAAGGAGCCGCUAGUGCAGAACCUGGGUCAUCAAACCAUAACAAUAUGGGUAAUCUGGCUGUGUUGUCUCAGGGAAAUACAAGUUCUUCAAGGAGAAAAUCAAAAUCAAAAAGCAUAGCUAUUGAAAAUAAGGAACAUAAAUCUGGUAAAACAAAUGAAUCACAAAUUUCAAAUAAUAUAAACAUGCAGAGUUAUUCAGUAGAAAUGCCUACUGUGUCUUCCAGUGGAGGCAUAAUUGGCACUGGUAUAGAUGAACUACAGAAAAGGGUGCCAAAAUUGAUCUUUAAGAAAGGAAGCAGAAAGAAUACAGAUAAAAGCUACCUGAAUUUUGUGUCACCGUUACCAGACAUAGUUGGACAGAAAUCCUUGUCUGGGAAACCAAGUAGCUCACUUGGUAUAGUAUCAAAUAAUAGUGUGGAGACCAUUAGUCUUCUCCAAAGUACAAGUGGCAAACAAGGUCAAAUAAGUAGUAAUUAUGAUGAUGCCAUGCAGUUUUCAAAGAAAAGAAGAUAUUUACCAACUGCCAGCAGCAACAGUGCCUUUUCUAUAAAUGUAGGACACAUGGUCUCCCAACAGUCUGUCAUUCAGUCUGCAGGUGUCAGUGUUUUGGACAGUGAGGCACCAUUGUCACUUAUUGACUCUUCAGCACUAAAUGCUGAAAUUAAGUCUUGUCAUGACAAGUCUGGAAUUCCUGAUGAGGUUUUACAAAGUCUUUUGGAUCAAUACUCCAACAAAUCAGAAAGCCAGAAAGAGGAUCCUUUCAAUAUAACAGAACCACGAGUGGAUUUACACACCUCAGGAGAACACUCAGAAUUGGUUCAAGAAGAAAAUUUGAGCCCAGGCACCCAAACACCUUCAAAUGAUAAAGCAAGCAUGUUGCAAGAAUACUCCAAAUACCUCCAACAGGCUUUUGAAAAAUCUACCAACGCAGGUUUUACUCUUGGACAUGGUUUCCAAUUUGUCAGUUUGUCUUCACCUCUCCACAACCACACUUUAUUUCCAGAAAAACAAAUAUACACUACAUCUCCUUUGGAGUGUGGUUUCGGCCAAUCUGUUACCUCAGUGUUGCCAUCUUCAUUGCCAAAGCCUCCUUUUGGGAUGUUGUUUGGAUCUCAACCAGGUCUUUAUUUAUCUGCUUUGGAUGCUACACAUCAGCAGUUGACACCUUCGCAGGAGCUGGAUGAUCUGAUAGAUUCUCAGAAGAAUUUAGAGACUUCAUCAGCCUUCCAGUCUUCAUCUCAGAAAUUGACUAGCCAGAAGGAACAACAGAAAAACUUGGAGUCCUCAACAAGUUUUCAGAUUCCAUCUCAGGAGUUAGCUAGCCAGAUAGAUCCUCAGAAAGACAUAGAGCCUAGAACAACGUACCAGAUUGAGAACUUUGCACAAGCAUUUGGUUCUCAGUUUAAGUCGGGCAGCAGGGUGCCAAUGACCUUUAUCACUAACUCUAAUGGAGAAGUGGACCAUAGAGUAAGGACUUCAGUGUCAGAUUUCUCAGGGUAUACAAAUAUGAUGUCUGAUGUAAGUGAGCCAUGUAGUACAAGAGUAAAGACACCCACCAGCCAAAGUUACAGGUAAGGUCCCAAAAGUGACCAGGCUGGGGGUCUUCUAAUGUAAUUUUGUUUUAUUUUGAGAACACUGCCAUUGGAAUGUUUCUACACGAUCCUAUUAAGAAUAAUGUAAUGCCCUUUCAAUGCAACUUUUCAUAUUUAGUUUAUUUUGUUAGCGUGAUUUUAGCUCUGUUUGUAUUAUGAUUUUUAAUCAAAAUCAAUAGAUUAAAAAUAGUUUGACAUUCAAAGUGACAAUGUUUAGCAAUCAAAUUUACAUGUAUAGAUCGUCAGGGAAUAGCCCAAAACUUUUAAAUGCAAAAAAAAAAAAAAAAAAAAAAAAAAAACCUAAAAAAAACCCCAAAAAACAAAAACAAAACAAAACUAAAAAAAACUAAAAAAAAACAAAAAUCAAAAAACAAAAACUACAAAAAAACAAAACAAAAAAAAAAACUUUGUUGCUAGGAUUAAGGUUAUUCUAAUUGCUUUACUCUCAGGAAAGUGUAAUAAC
This is a messenger RNA of Sciurus carolinensis (gray squirrel), 3334 nucleotides long. RefSeq names its product zinc finger protein 281 (gene Znf281). Gene Ontology annotation, molecular function: DNA-binding transcription factor activity, RNA polymerase II-specific; RNA polymerase II cis-regulatory region sequence-specific DNA binding. Gene Ontology annotation, biological process: regulation of transcription by RNA polymerase II. Gene Ontology annotation, cellular component: nucleus. Bases 119 to 2854 code for a protein of 911 amino acids. The record is from RefSeq and is a predicted model, not a curated record. NCBI's taxonomy places the organism in Eukaryota, Metazoa, Chordata, Mammalia, Rodentia, Sciuridae. The transcript has 2 exons.